Molecule: messenger RNA, 1581 nt
Organism: Staurois parvus
Lineage: Eukaryota; Metazoa; Chordata; Amphibia; Anura; Ranidae
Source: the annotation of a GenBank genome assembly
AUGAUGGAGAACUGGCCACCCCUCACAUCACCGGAUGAAUCCAGUAAUCGAAAUCCCGCAAAGAGAUGUCCCCGUCCUCUGUAUUCCCGGGAAUCCACACAGGAACAUCAGGAGAUCCCUCAGGAUUAUGAGAAUGGAAAUCUGAUUGUGGUUAAAGCUGAAGUGAAAGAGGAAGCAGAAGAGACAUCUUUGAGGAAAGAGAUUCCUCCAGAGAUCAGCCCAGACACCAGUGCAACUCAAGAAAAAGUCAAAGGUGAGGAGGAGGAAGAAGGACAUGAAGAGAUUAGAGAGGAAGCAAUUCCUUUACAAAUCUCUGCAGAUGGAUCCUGUAACAGAAGUACCCCAGGGAGAUGUCCCCUUCCUAUGUAUUCCUGGGAUCCUACACAGCAAGAUCACAGGUUCCCAUACCAAUAUCAAAGUGAUGGCAGUUUGUUGUGGAAAAUGGCAGCACACCAGCAGCCUUCCACCUGGGUGCGGAGAAGAAAAGGAGCAGGUAGUCGCAAGAAAAACCUGACGUUUUCAUUUGUGGAAAAAAUAUGGCGCUGAUCCAUGCGGUGGUGCCUUUCUGGCCCGAUCUCUAUGGGGAACGGGCACCCUACCACACUUUUGUCGAAAAGGCGGCCAUGUGGGAACAAGUGGCAGCAGCUGUCAACAGUAUUUCACGCCAGAUCAGGACAGCUCAGCAUUGUCGCAAACGGGUGUCAGUCAUUAAAAGGCAAAUCCGAUUCAAAUAUAUACAACAUCGGGAUGCUGUUGAGAGAGCAGGAGGAGACCCUCCUAGACCUCUGGUCCUCCUCCCAUACGAGAAGGAGAUGAUGAGUGUCAUAGGGGAGGAGCUUAUUACCGGGCUAGGGGGCGAUUUAGACACAGAUCGUCCAGUUCAACAUUCGACAGAAGAAAGGGUAGUAGCAGACACAUUCUCAUCCACCAUACCAUCUGGCGAUGUCCUAACUCCUGGCAAUGAAGAGACAGGUCUGGAUUUGGGUCCGGCUCAGACUCCUGGAGAGGCUUCAUGCUCUAGUCCAUCGGGGGAGGGUUUGAUGGACCUGAGCCAGGCUCCAUCAAGUUUAGAGCCUCAGGAUGUGACCCCACCAAUCCCAGAGCUGGCCUCACAACCAAUCCCAGUGUUUUCUCCCAACUAUGACAGGGAGGAUGUCAUAUCUCCCACUCUCAACCUGCCUCAACAGCUGGAAGGGGAUCUCCACCACUGCUGCAUAGAGACUCAACCUCAGCUCAUUCAGGAACACCGUCGGGCACGGCGCACCCUCAACCUCUUGUACAGGGAGCAGAGGCGCCACCAUCUCGCCACUGAGCGGGAAAAACCGCCGCCAUCACCUUCGUGUAGAGCAGGAGGCAAUCCGUCACCAUUCCCGUAUGGAAGAGGAAGCAGCUGGGCUGACCUGCGCUGUCCGUCAUCUGGUUGCUAUGUUUGGAGGGGAGAGCUCACAGGAACCCAGUCAACUCCAGGUCUUUGCUCAGUUACUGCGUGCCUCCAAGAGUUCUAGGGCAACACAAAAUAGGGGAAGGCCUAGCAGGGGAGGCAAAAGUGCAGGAGGGUCCAAAGGCCAGCAAGCAGAAUAG